Striga hermonthica is the source of this 635-nucleotide messenger RNA. NCBI's taxonomy places the organism in Eukaryota, Viridiplantae, Streptophyta, Magnoliopsida, Lamiales, Orobanchaceae. The record is from the annotation of a GenBank genome assembly.
GAAAAGAUUCAUGUUUGAUAGAAGAUGGCUAGCUAAACCGGGCUUCAAAGAAUCGGUGGAAAAGGCAUGGAAAAAACAGCAAGAGGGAACUCCAUUGUACGUUGUUAUGCAAAGAAUCAAAGAAACAAGAGUGGAAUUCUUAAAAUGGAGUUGCAAAUUCAGAACUGAAACAGCUAAACUGAUCUCCAAAUUGCAUAAUGAGCUGUCAGAAAUGAGGAGUGAUGGGAAGCUAAUUGACUGGAAAAGAUGGGAUGAUACUAAAAAGAAGCUUAAUGAAGCCUAUAAACUAGAAGAGCAGCACUGGGAACAAAAGGCUAGAAUUACAUGGCUUAAGCAUGGCGACAAAAAUUCCAGAUACUUCCAUGCCCAAACUGUGCAAAGAAGGAAGAGGAACACCAUUGUGAGACUCAAUAAAGAAGAUGGCACCCUGUGUGAUAAUAAAGAGAAGAUCGAUCAGUGUAUUGAAGAAUUCUACCAUCAGCUCUUCACAUCAGAAGGAACUCAGAAUGGGGAAAGUGCUCUGCAGGACAUGAUGCCAGUUAUUAAUGAAGAAAUGAACUCUGAACUUGAGGCACCUGUUAGAAAAGAUGAAAUCAAAGAAGCCCUUUUCAACAUCAACCCCAACAAAGCCCCCG